AGCAGUAUCUUUGUGACGCUUCUGGCAAAAGUAAAGCCUCUGGAAACUUUCUGAUGAAUAGUUGCUCGCCUCGUGUUUCGUUAUGCGGGGCCAACCGGCGCCGCAGCGCGCCCACGUGAGCGCAGAGACCCGAACCAACCGAUCCAAAGGCGUGCACACCAAGAGCGGCUCGCUGCCCGCACACGCAGCAGCGGGGAUGGAGAACACCACCGACAAUGAACCGACGCAAAUUGGACACGCUUUAUUCACAAGGAAGCUUCUGGUGGUGUCAGACGUCUUGUGCCUAUUACUGGUUUCCAUCCCAUUCUUUGCAAGUGAGCUGAAAGCAGUCAGACCAUACAGAAGAGGCUUCAGCUGUGGAGACCCCAGCAUUGCCUACCCGUACCUGCUCUCAGAGGUCAUACCAGACACAUUACUCAUUGCUGCCGGCAUCCUUAUCACGGGCCUCGUAAUCGUUGUCGGGGAAUGUUACCGUGUGCGCUUACUAGGCAUCAGCACCAAGGCCUUCGUUAGGAACAAGUAUGUGUCCUGUCUCUACAAGGAGUUGGGUGCCUUCCUGUUUGGCUGCUGCAUCGGCCAAUCCCUGACAAACAUGGCCAAGCUGAGCGUUGGCCGUCUGCGGCCGCACUUCUUGUCGGUGUGUGGCGUUACCUACAUCUCACUCAACUGCACGCAAGGAACUUAUUUGGAGUCUGUCAACUGCCCCAACACUGACCACCGCUCUAUAGAAGAGGCCAGGAAAUCCUUCUUCUCUGGUCAUGCCUCUUUUGCGAUGUACACAAUGCUGUAUUUAGCUUUUUACCUCCAAGCGCGGUUGACAUGGCGCAACGCUCGCCUGCUAAGACCUGUGCUGCAGUUCUUCCUGUUUCUGCUCGCCAUCUACACAGGUCUGACCCGCGUCACUGACAACAGACACCACCCAUCGGACGUUGUGUUCGGCUACUUAAUUGGAGCCUUCACUGCAUACUGGGUGGCCUUCUACAUCUCAUCCAUGUUUAAGAGACCCAACUUGAAUCCGUCUCCAAUGGAGACUCAGGAUAACCACCUAUUAGCGCAGCACAGCAUCUGCUAAAGAAGUGAUGUCAAACUCAUUUUUGUCACAGGCCACGUUGUAUUUACGGUUUCCCUCAAAGGGUGCUUAUGACUGUGAAACCAUAAAAAUCUUUAAUCGCCUCAUCAUAUUCGCACAUGAAAUUUAAGAACAAGUUGUGGAGUCAGAAAUCAAGGGUAAUGGGUAAUAUUGUCUUUUGGUAAGACAAAAAUGCUUGCAAUAUCUUAUUAUCAUUCAUGAUAUGACCAUUUAAAAUUUUGGUACAGUUUUUAGCAAAAAUCAUGGAAGUUGAUGAGUGAUUUACCUUCGCGGGCCACAUAAAAUCAUGUGGCAGGCCAGAUCUGGCCCCCAGGCCUUGAGUUUGACACCCAUGUGCUAACGUAAACGCGUAAACCCUAACCCCAUCCACCAGCCAAGAGCUCUCGUGAAUCUGAAGACUGAAACUUUUUUUUCCUAUGAAGUCCUACCACAUAUUGUGGCUCAGUAUUUUGGAAAUGUGUGUGUGUGGGAAAAAAUGUGACAUACUGAAUGUGACAAAACAAUGCACAGCGAUUGUGAGUCAUUUUGCACUGUCAUAACAAUUUGGAAGUCAUUAUGACAUUGAGUUAGUGCGUGUUCUGAAUAGUGUCUUGGUGUCAUGGCAACAACGCGCGUCUGAGGUUGUUGUUUUUGUAACAAUGGACUAGAACACCUUACAUGUUCUUUUGGGGUAGCCGUAAUUCAGAGGUGUCGGCCGUGUCUGUCCAAACUUUGCUGUUAAUUAAUGGCGAUGUUCAUUUGAAGACACAAAGUAAUGACAGUCAUGUUUUUUCAGUGUAGUGCAGGUAUUCAAAUAGAACUUAAUGUUAAUUCACAAAUGAUACUGGCACGACUGAUCUUGUCAAGAGUUGAAAUGACUACAAUAAUAAUGAGACUCUUGAAAAAAAUUAAUGGAUAGUUCUCAUUUACAGUAUGUUUUAUGAUCUAUGUAUAUAUAACAAUACAUAACAGAUCGAGAUUGCACAAAUUAUUAAAGGUUUUUACUUAUUCACGUUUGUUGUCAUUUAAAUGCAUUAGCUUUUGUUUUGAAAAUCAAACAUUCACUGUAUUUCCUGAUUUUCCAAUAACCGUCCAUUUUGCUCAUAUUGCUAAAGUAGAGUUAGCAAUUUUGAAACUCAUGUUUUUUUUUGGUGCAUAUAUUAACAGUCAUUAUGAUUUGACAGUUUUAUAUAUGAUAAUGUGAACUGUAAAA
This is a messenger RNA of Syngnathoides biaculeatus (alligator pipefish), 2282 nucleotides long. Its product is annotated as phospholipid phosphatase 3-like. Bases 83 to 1072 code for a protein of 329 amino acids. The transcript is spliced from 6 exons. Gene Ontology annotation, molecular function: phosphatidate phosphatase activity. The record is from RefSeq and is a predicted model, not a curated record. Gene Ontology annotation, biological process: signal transduction; phospholipid dephosphorylation; phospholipid metabolic process. Lineage: Eukaryota; Metazoa; Chordata; Actinopteri; Syngnathiformes; Syngnathidae.